UGUUGCAGUGCUUUGACGUAUGAUCUAUUAUCAACGUUACGGUAGGAAGAAAAAAUAUGACGUAGAGGCACACCUCCAGCUUGGAAGGACACCAGCCGGCCGAGGAGGCACCUCAGCGCCAAGGACAGGCCGAGCACACUGGCUCCUCCGGCCGCAGCGGCGCUGCAGACUCUCGGUCCGGCGGAUCCUCGUUUCAUCGGUGUUUAACCCUCCGCGGAGGCUUUCUCCCCCGGCAGGACUCAUAUUCAUCCCGACCAGACCACCUCAGACGAUGCCCUUCUGAGAGAAAGAGAGACGAUUUGACUGAAACGAGACUUCAACAUGUCGAGCGCUCUCAUAGACAACGGCUCUGCAGAAGCCAAGAAAACGGACCUGAGAAUGAACGAGAAGAAAUGCUCAUGGGCCUCCUAUAUGACCAAUUCUCCGACGAUGAUCGUAAUGAUCGGCCUGCCUGCCAGAGGGAAGACCUACAUGUCAAAGAAACUCACGCGAUACCUCAACUGGAUCGGAGUCCCAACCAAAGUGUUCAACUUGGGCGUGUACCGCAGAGAGGCUGUCAGAGCUUAUAAGUCCUAUGAUUUCUUCCGCCAUGACAAUGAGGAAGCCAUGAAAAUAAGAAAGCAGUGUGCUCUGGUAGCUCUGCAGGAUGUGAAGGCGUACCUUUCAGCUGAGGGGGGUCAGAUCGCGGUCUUUGAUGCAACAAACACAACAAGAGAACGGCGAGAUCUCAUUCUAGCUUUUGUGAAGGAGAAUGCAUUCAAGGUGUUCUUCGUGGAGUCGGUGUGUGACGACCCAGAGGUCAUUGCUGCUAAUAUUCUGGAAGUCAAAGUGUCCAGUCCGGACUAUCCUGAGAGACACAGAGAGAGAGUAAUGGAUGAUUUCCUCAAACGGAUCGAGUGCUACAAAGUUACCUACCAACCGUUAGAUCCUGAUGAUUAUGACAAGGAUCUAUCUUUCAUCAAGGUGAUGAACGUUGGCCGGCGUUUCCUGGUGAACCGCGUGCAGGAUUACAUCCAGAGUAAGAUCGUCUACUACCUCAUGAACAUCCACGUGCACUCUCACUCCAUCUACCUGUGUCGGCACGGAGAGAGUGACCACAACGUUGAAGGCCGCAUCGGUGGAGACUCAGAACUUUCUCCUCGAGGGAAACAGUUCGCCCAUGCCCUGCGAGAUUUCAUUGAGGAGCACAAACUGUCAGAUCUGAAGGUGUGGACGAGCCAGCUGAGGAGAACCAUCCAGACGGCGGAGGAGCUGGGCGUCCCUUAUGAACAGUGGAAGAUACUCAACGAGAUUGACGCAGGUGUGUGUGAGGAGAUGACGUACGAGAUGAUCGAGAGCACAUUCCCAGAGGAGUUUGCUUUGAGGGACCAAGACAAGUACCACUACCGCUACCCAGGAGGAGAGUCAUACCAGGACCUGGUCCAGCGUUUGGAGCGUAUCAUGGAGCUGGAGCGGCAGGGCAACGUGUUGGUCAUCUGCCAUCAGGCUGUGAUGCGCUGUCUGCUGGCUUACUUUCUGGACAAGAGUGCAGAAGAUCUACCGUACAUGAAAUGUCCGCUCCACACAGUGCUCAAGCUAACACCUGUUGCAUACGGUUGUAAAGUGGAAAUGUUUUAUCUUAACGUGGAGGCAGUAAACACGCACCGAGACCGGCCUCUUGAUAAAAUCCCGAGGGACUCUGCUCUCAUACAUCGGCGGAAUAGUUACACUCCCUUGUCCAGUCACGACCAGGUCAAGCGUCCCAGGCUCUACAGCGCGGGCAACCAGCCCUGGCUCCCCCUCGCCCCCACCCCAUCAGCUCUGAUGCCAGAGGGACGGCAAAGCCAACCUCGGAUAGGAAGCGGUUGCCUGAAUCCCUGUGCGAAGGAAUCGACUUUGACAGCCCCGAAGAAACUAGUGGCUGUGUCCGCUUCUGAGUGAAGACGAGAGUCUUUCUUCUUGGCACAAUGUGGGCAAAAGUUGUGAGUUAAGUCGUGAAUCAAAAGUUUUUUUUGACCCACAUUCUUGGAAAUGAUGGUCGGGAUAUGAGGGUUUUUUUGUUUUGUUUUUAGUCAUAUCUAUCUCAGCCUGUCUGCUUAACGUUACUCUGCAUGUUGAGGCUUUUAACCAGAAGCCUCAUCAUUAAGUAUCAUAAACACUUUCUGCAUGUGCAACAAAUCAAUCAAUCAAUCAAAAAAACAAAACAAAACAGGCAACUAAUCCUUGUUGUAAAUGCUACGAUGCCUUACUGAACUCGAAGUUUAUCUAUAGAAUUAGCUCCUCUGUAUGAAUGUAUCAAGAACCAGUUAUGCAUCGUUACGUGAAAACCAAUUUUCAAUAUUGCAAAUAGAACGUGUUAUGAAGUAGACGCUGUAAAAAUAUUUUUAUAUUACAAAUAUUCUCAUCUGAGUCGCAAAAAAUCUAUAGUUGAGAUUCCUCUAAACGUAUUCCCAGCAUAAUCUGUUAAGUGUUACGUUAUGACUUCGGUUUUGAUUUGAGAGAACAUAUUUUUCGGGCUUUAGGGGAAUUAAAAUGCAGUAUUGAGUUUCUUUACUCUGUUUUGGAAGCCGUGUAUGUUUAUGUGUUAGAUAAAUAGUUUUACAUACCUGUUGUAUUAAAGUUGUGUUAUCAGUCACAAUGUACACGUAAUCCUAAAGGCCAUUCUGUUAAUCCCGUGUUCUUGCCUGUAUCAUCUCGGAAGGGAUUUCAUGCAACAAAAGCAGAACGUGUUUUUGUAUGAUGGGUUUUUCUUAACAUGUGUAUACAUUUAAUCAUACUGGCCAAAAAAUUGUUUUAAUUGCUCUAUGCAAAUGUAUUUUUACCGCUUAAAUUCUCUCUGCGUCAGCCAUUUUUGAAACACAAAAUCAUUUUAUUUUACUUUAUUAUAGACAGUGGCACAAGUUUCAUUCUAUGAUUGUAAUCUUUGACUGUUGAUAAGUUUUUUGCUCUAAGCAGCCUACUGGUGCCUUUUAAGAUGGGAUUUUUUCAGUGGAAUGAUUUAUUUAUUUAUUUUUAAUUCUCAAUUGGGGAAUGUAGGGGACUGACAUGAAACUUUGCAGCACAUGAUAUCUUCCAAAUGGAGUAAUCCAAAUUUGUUAAAAGUUAUUUCAUCAUUUGUGGCCUUCAUUAAUCGUGGAAAUGCAAAACUGUCUCAAAAUUGUCAAAGAAAUUGGAUCGUCUGUACUGUUAAUUUAUUAUUUUGGUGUAUUCUUUAACCUACGUACUAUAUCUGUUGCACGCCUGCCUGCUGUGGGAGAGGGAUCCUCCUCAGUUGCUCAUCCUGAGAUAUUUUCCAUUUUUGUUUUUUUUCUGCUGUUGAAUGUUUCAUUGGGGGGAGUUUUUCCCUGUCCUCUGUGACGGUCCAAGGAGAGACGGUGUUGUAUGUAGAAAAGACUCCUGAGGCAAAUUGUAAUUUGUAAUAUCGGGCCAUGAAAAUAAAGUUGAAUUGAACUGAAUUGAAAUUGAAUUAGCUAAACAUAGAGAAACUUUACGCUAAAUGAUUCAGUUAACUUAAGAAAAAGAAAAACUGUAAUCAGGCUAUUUGUUUUAAAAACUGGAAACUAAACUGUUGCUAAUAGCCUCCUUAACUGAAUAAAUGUGUUUCAUUCUCUUGAAGCAUAUUCUUGGGGUUUACUGUCCAUAUUUAUAUGACAUUUUCAUAUACAGUGUU
Molecule: messenger RNA, 3649 nt
Organism: Plectropomus leopardus (leopard coralgrouper)
Lineage: Eukaryota; Metazoa; Chordata; Actinopteri; Perciformes; Serranidae
Source: RefSeq, a predicted model, not a curated record